Messenger RNA from Megalops cyprinoides (Indo-Pacific tarpon), 1042 nucleotides. Its product is annotated as MKRN2 opposite strand protein. Lineage: Eukaryota; Metazoa; Chordata; Actinopteri; Elopiformes; Megalopidae. The record is from RefSeq and is a predicted model, not a curated record. The coding region runs from base 389 to 1042 and encodes 217 amino acids. The transcript has 4 exons.
UAGGCUCCUUUUUAAUUGCAAUUUAAUUACCUCAGAAUGAGUCCUUUUGAAUUUGGUGUUAUCUUGUCUACCCCCCGGUAAAUGACUAUUAAUGAUUUAAUACGUUUGAAACUAGGAGUCUUCUGUGUAAGCAUAUGUUAACUUCCUGUAUAUUUUAAAGACAGUUUGGAAAUGGGCAGAUCAGUUGACGAGCACAUGCAGCAAUCUACAGGGAUUGGGUUAGGUGCAAUCUGAUACACCGCUGAAGCUAGGCUAUGAGUAGCCAGUCCCAGUGGAGAACGUCACAGUGUGGUGCCAGUAAUAUUCCGGUUCCUAGCAUUGUUGGCGUAAGAGCCGGCUUCACCCUUGCAUUUGAGAGAGAGCAGCAGCAUUUCCAUGUUUACUUCCGAUGGAUAAGAGUGUGAUCAAAUUCAGUCACUGUAACAAAGAUAUCUAUUGUUUCUUCGUCCCGGAGGAAUGCCCAGAGUGUGGUGUUAGCUUCAGCGGCCGCAGGUUGGAGGACGCUCCCAUCAGCAUACCUAACCCUUUCACCAAUGGGCACAAGGCCCCCUGUUCCUUCCUGGUUGCACCAACUGAGGGAACCUUUCUCGGGGACUUUGAUGGGGACUCUGAUCUGCACACCGGCAUCACCGACACUAAAGGAGUUGUCUACAACUACACGAAGACAGGGGUGCGGAAGGACAGUAUAGGAUGGGAAAAAUGCAUCAGUGUCCCUCUGGUUCAGCCAGACAUGUACAACCUCCUCAACCAGUGGGACCAGUACCUGGAGAAGUUCUCCUCUGCUGAGAUGUGGGAUCCACAGUGCCAGAAAUUCGAUGAAGAAAAACACAACUGCUAUAACUACACUCUGGCAUUUAUAAACUGUGUGCUGGCUGCACAGGGAAAACGUUCCCUCAGUAAAGAGGAGUUCACACAGAGCUUUGUUGUGCCCCGGAUCAAGAGAGCGUCCAAGUACAGAAUGCUUUGCGAGGAGAUCUCCAAAAACUACUUCUACAUUGUGGACAAUCCUCCAAAAGAACAGGAUGAUGGAAACAGUGAGUGA